Penicillium expansum is the source of this 954-nucleotide messenger RNA. RefSeq names its product tyrosinase family protein. Gene Ontology annotation, molecular function: oxidoreductase activity. The record is from RefSeq and is a predicted model, not a curated record. The coding region runs from base 1 to 954 and encodes 317 amino acids. The transcript is spliced from 4 exons. Lineage: Eukaryota; Fungi; Ascomycota; Eurotiomycetes; Eurotiales; Aspergillaceae.
AUGUUUAUGAAAGAGAUUUUGUCUUUCGCACUAGCGAUAAGCAGUGCGCUUGCUACAGCUGUCGUACCGUGUCGGGAACCAGCCCUUCGCAAAGAGUGGCGACAACUCUCUGUCCAGGAGCGGAACGGUUAUGUGAAAGCUGUCCAAUGUCUAGCUACCACGCCUUCACGUUUGGGUCUGAACACAACACUUUACGAUGACUUUGCCUAUGUUCACAACAAGCUGAAUAGUCGAAUUCAUUUCGUCGCAUCUUUUCUCCCAUGGCAUCGUUACUAUGUACACGUAUACGAAGAAGCCCUCAAGCAAUGCGGUUAUGAGGGUAGCAUGGCGUAUUGGGACUGGACACUGGAUGCCCGUGACCCUGCGCAUUCUACCAUAUGGGAUGCCAAAGUGGGCGUGGGAGGUAAUGGCGACCCAAAAUAUACGAACCCGGUAGGAAAGGACGAAUAUGAGUGUGUGUCAGAUGGUCCUUUCCGAAACUUGCGCCCGGCAUAUCUUCAGGACGAUCGCAUCCCUCAUUGUCUAUCUCGCAACUUUAACAAUGGCACUGAAUAUAUCGGCAACAUGUUGGCCUCUGAAUAUACCCCCAACGUUAUCAACAAGAUCUCCAAGCUGCGGGACUACAAUUCAUACCGAAUCUCUCUUGAAUCAGGUCCUCAUGGUGCAGUCCAUUCUGCCAUUGGGGGAGACAUGUCCCCCGCGACAUCACCGAAUGACCCGAUUUUCUUUCUGCAUCAUACACAAAUAGAUCGUCUUUGGUGGCUUUGGCAGCAAGAAAUGCCAUCUAACCGCACCUACGACUAUAGCGGUAUCAGAACUCAGGACAAUUUCGACGGCAAAACCCCGCCUGCCGCCACUUUGAAUGAUCUUCUUCCGAUGCUUGGGAUGGCAAAGGACCUCCCUGUCAAACAGGUUAUGAAGACGCAGACUUCACUUCUCUGUUAUCGGUAUUGA